AUGAAGCUGUUCUCCAUCACGACCAUCUUGUGCGGCUUGUCCUCCUUGUCUGUUACCUUGGCCGCGAAGUCAUUCUCUGGGUCCAAUCUUUAUUAUGCAGCUGGCUUGACAGACAGCCAGUCAACCACUCUUCUUUCUGGCCUGCAGAGUGCCGGUGUGAAGGUGCUGCGAGUAUGGCUUGACGGCCAGUCGGGAACUGUGAAAGGAACCCCGAUCAACUCCUUCAACAGUCUUCAGGGGUCUGACCCCAAUGACUGGGAUGACACUGUACUGAACCGCCUGGAUACCUUUAUGGUCAAGGCGCACAGCUAUGGAAUCAAGCUUCUCAUAUCUAUCCACAGCUACAACGCUCUCGAGGCUGCGAAUGAUUUCUAUGGUCAAUGGUAUGGUACCGGUGAUUUCUACACCGAUAGUAAUGCGAUUGGAUACUUCAAGCAACGUAUUGCCCAUGUUCUUGCUCACGUCAACCCUGCCAAUGGUAAGACUUGGAGCAAAAGCUCUGAGUACAUUUUUGCGUUCGAGGCUCAGAACGAAGCCAUGCAUGAGCAGGAAAACCCAAGUGCUUUGACCUCCUGGCAAUGCACCAUGGCCCAAGCCAUCAAAGAUAACCUUGCCGGAAACACUGGUAUUUUGGUCACAACCGGAGGCGGAGCCUAUCUCUCCAACUCUCUCCUGGAUCCGUAUUUCUCUUGCAAAGCUCUUGAUGUACUGGCAAUUCAUGCUUAUGGUACCGGAGACUUUGCGACCAGCGCCCUACAGCCAUACGUUACCAAAGCCCAGAAUGCUGGUAAGAAACUCAUCAUGCAAGAGUGGGGUUCAUGCUACACCACUGCUUCCAACAAUAACUGCAAUGGCGGCAGCGCACUUAGCUCGAGCACUCGUGAUUCAAACAUCAGGAAUUGGGCUUCCUCGAUCACUGCUGCUGGUAUCCCUUGGUUCUAUUGGCAGAUCCUGCCGAAUGCCGACCCGCACCAGGGCUGGGAUUACGAGGUUGGCAUCAAUGAUGUUAACUGGGCGGCUUUGAAGGCUGCUGGUCUUGCUGCUGGAAAUGCGGAUGCUGCCUUUGAUUUCUCGGCCUACUUGCUGUGA
This is a messenger RNA of Penicillium subrubescens, 1089 nucleotides long. Its product is annotated as glycoside hydrolase family 5 protein. The coding region runs from base 1 to 1089 and encodes 362 amino acids. The transcript is spliced from 3 exons. Gene Ontology annotation, molecular function: hydrolase activity, hydrolyzing O-glycosyl compounds. The record is from RefSeq and is a predicted model, not a curated record. NCBI's taxonomy places the organism in Eukaryota, Fungi, Ascomycota, Eurotiomycetes, Eurotiales, Aspergillaceae.